UAAAAGUAAUCUGUUGGAAUAUUGUUGGGUGUAAAGUAAAUAAUUAAGAGAAAAGUUUAAGAAUAAAAACAAAUUUAUUUAUUUCUCAUUUACCAAUAAACAAACAAUUUAAACAAAGCUGUCUGAUGAAUAUCAAACCCAUUAUUACAUAUUCUGGGGCAGGACCUCUUUUUCGUUCAUUAGAAAACAAUAUCGUCUCGACGAUUCCAAAUGACACCUGCGAAUGGAGACGCUCAUAUCAUCUCCCAGCCAAACAGGUUCGGUUGGAGGCUGCUGUCCAGCCUCUUAAUUAUGAGGCCUUAGAAAAAUACAAAAGAGGCAAUUGGAGUAUCCUUGAGCAUCCAAUUUUGCACAUUUUUACCACUGAAUGUGCGGAUUUGGACACUUAUAAAUCAACAACUCGCGAAGAAAUCGAUACGUGGCUCAGAAAACUCAACUCUUAUGGUGUCUCUGAUUGGAUGAUCCUUCUGGUUGAAACAUUCGAUGCGAAGAAAACCAAAAAUAUACUCCCUCGAACCACUGUUUUGGAUAAAAUCCGUCUGGAUUUUUGUUCGAAGAAUGACGAUCGCUGUAUUUCUGUUCUCAACCCUGCCAAACAAAAAUCAACCGAAUCGUUUCGCUGUCUUGUCCAAAGGAUAAGAUACCUCAUGCUAACGAGCUACACCCGCAACAUUACCAAGUACGAAGAGCUCAUUCGUGUGAGCAGAGAAAAACGUAAUCAAGAUGGAUGGGAUUUCCGCAAGUAUUUCUUUCUGCAAGAAGAUCUCGCCUUGAUUUUUGAAAAACUUGAACUAUAUUCUGAUGCACUGGUACAGUACGAUGAGCUGGAUGCAAUAUUCUCCCAAUUUAUCACAAAUUCUGGCUUCGGUGAGAAACAAAAGUGGUUGGAGCACUUUAAGCAGCCACUCACCUCGUUUCAUGGGAUCUGUUUGUCGCGCAGGAACAAGUUUGAAAUGCGUGAACGCAUUCGAGAGUCGGCAGUGUCGAUCCUUGAAUUUCGUAACUACCUUUUCGAGCGACAGUCUCAUUUAUUGCAAAUUUCCAACCUUACCCCCGAGAUAGCCGAACGUCUGCUGAAUUUUCUCUUUUCCACUCUGCGAGAGAUCGAAGUGAUCAAAGUCGACUGCCAGGAGGGUGCUCUACAAUGUUGGGAGUUCGUGUGUGCCCGAGAGGUGCUCCAGAUAUGCGAUCAGGCCAUGGAACCCGAUGAGGUUGUCUGCUUUCAACAUUGUGCUCCGAUUUGGAAUCUUGCCAAGGACAAACUGUACGAACUGGGAAAGCUUUGUGGAUUGCUACCAGGCUUCACUCCCACAUCGGAGCAACUGCACAUCGUAGUCAAUCUUUCUGCUGGCAUUGGGGACAACCCACUCGAACAGGAGUUCCUCAAUCCAACUCCACAAAUCGACACAAGAUCACACUCCCCCAAUCGAAAGCCCAAGGAGUGCCCAGCGGAGCAGCUGAAAAAAGCUCUCGGCUCAAAUCAGGCAUUUCAGAAGUUAUACCUGGAAUUGAGCGAACUAGCCAUAAGCACCUAUAAGCAUGUUUCGCGGCUGCGUUCGGCUCGCUUGGCUGGUCUGGACUUGGGUAACUUUUACUGCGCCCUCAACGAACCCCACAAAGCAGUGGUCUUCUUCACAGAUUUGCUCCGCGAAUUGAAGGCGGAGAAUUGGAACUAUUUGGCCAGUCAGACACUCCUGGAGCUAGCCAGUUGCUACCGCAAAAUGGACGAUCAUCUUUCAUACACAAAGACAUGCAGUGCUAUAUCCUGCUGCCAGGAUCUCGAGAUGUUAGUGCGAACCUUCUACUUUGACGAGUUCUUGAAAUGCUUGCGAACUCUGAAGGCAAACCUAACAGUGCAAUCGAUGGAAACUACAGCCAAUUUCUGUGUUCUCGAAGACCACUUUAAAAUUUGCGAAAUUGUCGUGGAAAACUCGAAGCCAAUCAUUCAAGACGACAUCGUCCAGGUUCACGUCAAGGUGGAGAGCUUUUUUCCACGAGAGGUUUUCGUAGAAAAUGUGUCGCUAUCGUUUGAAUUAAAUUCAGCAGACGAAGAGGCACUCGUUGAAAUUGCUCUGCCGAAUAUGCAGCAAAAACUGAAAGUAUCCUUAAAUUUAAGCUAUAAGCAGGAUAAUACUUUGGAGAGUGCCUCAGUUGCCUAUGAGAAGGUGAAGAAAACCCAACCGGUGAGGAGGACGAGCAGUACUAAGAGAAAACUAUCGCCUGCGGUGCAAUCGGAUUUCCAAAAUUUCGUCGUAGCCGAGGGUGUUGCUCUCCAUCCAGGAAUGAAUGUCAUCGAAAUGAAAACCAAGGCCACAAGAGUUGGAAUAUGGAUUUUUAAACAAAUGUCAAUUCGGCUGAAUCAACUUCAAUUUCUCUCCGAGAAGAUUCCGUUUAAAGUCACACCAUUCGAAAUCACAACGAAACCAGCAUCGGCGGUUUUGAGUUUCAAAAACCUCAUCGCCGGAAUUAUACAACCCGUCCGUCUUAUAGUCUCUGGUGGAAGUUUUAUAUUCCCUUCUGAGGCAAAAAUCAGCUUAAGUUGCUCGAAGCAUAUGCGCGUGCGUUUAGGUAACGAACCGCAAGCUGAUUUUGAAAGUACACUCAGUGUUCCCUUGUCGAAUUUCAAGUCGUUCGAAGAACGUGAGAUUCCUUUAGAAGUGAUUACAAAACUACCUGGCAGUAAUGUGGCCAAAUACUCCGAGCACCGCAUUACACUUGGUUGUCCGUGGUCACGAAAUGAAUUAACCAUUCCAUUGGAUUUCAUACCAGCCAUUACGGCUUCCUAUCGUCUGCAUACCUGUGGUACUCAAAAAUACGUUCAAGUACUACUCAAAGGUGUCAAUGCAGAGUUAGCUCUCUCGGAUGCCCACGUGAAAUGCGAUGUGCCCGGUGUUUAUUUGACCGAUCUGAAUCCAGCCACACAAAAGGAGAUUAGAAUUUGUAAGAAUCUAACGGUAUCAUUUAUUUGGGGCAUACAAAUGGAUUGGAAUGCAGAUAUUGCAGCUAGCAUCAAAAUUGAGUUCAAAGUCAAGUAUUCGGAUUGUUUGAGGCCGUCGAGUCCACUGAGAGACUACUCAUACACUUUUGAACUAAAUGAUUAUACAACCCUGUUGAAGAUUCAAGCUCAACUUGUGCCCAAUGAGUUGUGUCGUUUGCGUUCUGUGUGCAGUAUGAAUUUGAAAAUAACCAAGCUUCGGGACAGCAAGUUCGCUGACUUGAUGUAUGAAGUGCUUACCGAUCAUAUGUGGGCCGUUUGUGGACAAUCAUCUGGUAUUGUUUCAAUGAAGGAUAUAGAAAGUCAUUCCAUUUUACUUGAUGUUAUGCCAUUGAGCACAGGUUUCCUGCCAAUGCCAAGCAUUCGCAUAUCGCAAUAUAAAACCGAUCCCAACAAAGUGGUCCCUUUUGCAGUUGGCCAAGUUUAUAAUUCAACAAAAAGCAUGCAAAUUCAUGUGAUGGCCAACAAUAAUGGCGAGUAGUAAAAUUAUUUAAUUUAGAUUCAUUAAAAUAUAAGAAUUAAUAAUGUUUUUAUUUAACCCAUUUACAAAAUAUACAUAAUAUAAUUCCAUUUCCUCAAA
Messenger RNA from Eupeodes corollae, 3575 nucleotides. It is a transcript of the gene SIDL, whose product is annotated as trafficking protein particle complex subunit 10. Lineage: Eukaryota; Metazoa; Arthropoda; Insecta; Diptera; Syrphidae. The transcript is spliced from 7 exons. Gene Ontology annotation, biological process: early endosome to Golgi transport; intra-Golgi vesicle-mediated transport. The record is from RefSeq and is a predicted model, not a curated record. Bases 126 to 3476 code for a protein of 1116 amino acids. Gene Ontology annotation, molecular function: protein binding. Gene Ontology annotation, cellular component: TRAPPII protein complex.